GCCCUGGCUGGCGGCCGCGGGGUCCACUCUGGGCAAGUGCGGGCCCGCGGGGGCGUGGUGCGAGGCGGUGCCGGCCGCACACCGCCCCCUUCCCCGCACGGACCUGGCGCGCUCCCCGCUGCGGGGUCGCCAGGUCCCCGGAACGACGUUUUCCGCCUGGGCGGCGGCCAGGGAGGGCGCCACGGGGCUGUUCCUGCGCCCGGCCCAGCCUACGCUGCACCGCGGCCUCCAGGCUCCGCGCCAGCCGAAAGCGAAAGACCGGAAAACGGUUUCCGGGUCCCAGGGCGUAGUGAUUGCACGGGAGGCCCGGAGGCUGGGCCGGGAGGAGGCCCGGAGGCUGGGCCGGGAGGAGGCCGGUGGCACUUCCCGCCGCCUCGGGGUGGGGGGUCGGGGGCGUCGGAACAGUCACCGCGGCAGCCCGGCGGGGCUGGUCUGCGGGUCCUGCGAGGCCGCUCUGACGUGCGGCAUUCCGCGGGCGGGCAGCCUGCUCUGAGGCGGAAAGGAGGGCGCAUCCCGCUCGGAGCCCAGCUCUGCCGCGCGGCGCUCGCUCCCUGCGCGACCUGCAGCCCGGGAGGCGGGGCGCAUUCUGGCUCCCGCGGGGUCACACGGAGCAGCGGGCGCUGUAAUCCAGGGAGGCCUUGGGGACACAACCUUAGAGAAGUCACCUACCGGUGUGUGUCCGCUGGCGCACUGGGACACUGGGAGCGAAAUGAGGUGGUUGUGAGCCAGGUAUUUUCCGAAAUACUCACCAGGCACCAGACCGAGGAAGCUGGAGCCGCGGAGAGCACGGAGGGGCGGGUGGGAGAGGAAGGCGAGCGAGGCUGCUCAGCGGGUGCCGGGAGACCGCAACCGCCGGGGACUCGCAGAAGAGCCAAGACCGGCCACCCAGCCCGGGAAGGGAGGGAAGGACCGCGAGAGGGUGCCCCAUUUCAGCCUGGGGAGACGCGUGUCCUGGCCGCCAGUCUCUCUUCCUGGCAGAGGGCCCCAGUGCUGACCCCAGCCCCUUUUCCACGCUCGAUGCUUCCUACAAAGUAGCCGGGCGAGGAGUGUCG
Molecule: messenger RNA, 1052 nt
Organism: Nomascus leucogenys (northern white-cheeked gibbon)
Lineage: Eukaryota; Metazoa; Chordata; Mammalia; Primates; Hylobatidae
Product: translation initiation factor IF-2-like
Exons: 1
Source: RefSeq, a predicted model, not a curated record